Messenger RNA from Athene cunicularia (burrowing owl), 1825 nucleotides. RefSeq names its product 5-hydroxymethylcytosine binding, ES cell specific (gene HMCES). The record is from RefSeq and is a predicted model, not a curated record. The annotation marks the transcript as partial. Lineage: Eukaryota; Metazoa; Chordata; Aves; Strigiformes; Strigidae. The transcript has 5 exons. Gene Ontology annotation, biological process: DNA damage response. Gene Ontology annotation, molecular function: single-stranded DNA binding.
GGGGUGUUUUUCUGUCUCAUUCAAAAGGAUGCAGACUCCUCUGAGCGGGUCCUCAUGGACAUGCGCUGGGGCCUGGUUCCCUCCUGGUUCAAAAAGGACGACCCCUCCAAGAUGCAGUUUAAUACCUCCAACUGCCGCAGUGACACCAUGCUGAAGAAGUCUUCCUACAAGGGUGCUCUGCUCAAGGGCAAACGCUGUGUGGUCCUGGCAGAUGGCUUCUAUGAGUGGCAGCAGCAGAGUGGGGGGAAGCAGCCGUAUUUCAUUUACUUCCCCCAGACCAAGGACACCAUGGAUGAGGGGAAGGAGGGUGAUGAGGAGUGGAGAGGAUGGAGGUUGCUCACCAUGGCUGGGAUUUUCGACUGCUGGGAGCCACCGUCGGGAGGGGAAAUGCUGUACACUUACACCAUCAUCACCGUGGAUGCCUCCAAGGAUGUGAGCUUCAUCCAUCACAGGAUGCCAGCCAUCCUGGACGGGGAUGAGGCCAUCAGGAAAUGGCUGGACUUUGCUGAAGUGCCAACACAAGAAGCGGUUAAACUCAUCCAGCCCACAGAGAACAUUGUUUUCCACCCAGUGUCCACCUUUGUCAAUAGCAUCCACAACAACACACCCGAGUGUCUCACACCCAUCGAGCUGGGAGCCAAGAAGGAGGUCAAAGACACCCCAAGCAGCAAAAUGAUGCUGGGCUGGUUAAAAAACUCCCAGGAGGGCUCUCCCCAGAAGAAAGAAAAUGACUUGCCCAGGUGGACAAGUCAGUUCAUCCACAACCCUUCGCCCAAGAAAACCAGCGUGGAUAUCAUGCAUCAGUGGCUGGGGAAGGAGGGAGAGCCAGCUGUGAAGAAGCGCAAGGCUUAGGCACUAUCUGGGAUGGCUGGCCAUCCUUUUCCUCCUGAUUUUCCUAAGCAGAAUGAGGAAUGGUUUUUUGGAAGGCUUUGCAGACUGGUGUUUAGGUUCUCUAAGCCUCUCAGGUGUUGAUCUGCCACUCCUGGUUGUUGUCUCUGUCCUUUGUGUUUUGUUAAAGGUUGCUGUUUGUCUUUAAAAGUUUUGGUUUUGUCUUGUGCUGACAGGAGUGGAUAUAACCUGCUGUCCUCCCUCCCUGCCUCUCGAUUGUGCCCAGCAAAGAUAAAGCCCUGAGAAGCGUCUCAGCCUGAAAAGAUAAAGCCUGAGAAGCAUCUCCCUGGGACGAGUAGCUUCUGCCUUCUGGCAGUGUUCAUACUUCAUGUCUCAUUCUGUUUUCUCUUCUUUUCCCUUUUUUUGGUAUUAAACCAAUACCUCUUUUCCAUUUAAUUCCAUAUUGAUUCUGUACAGAUUGCUUUCUAAUACUCUCACCCUCAAAAGAUGGCUCCAGGACAGAGGGACAUGCAAUAAAUACGAGGAGGAAACCCCAGGCUCAGAAGAUCUGCCAGAGUCAUCCCACUCUGCAUCAGCGUUGCCACAUGUAUUCAUGGCUCCUGAACAGGGAGAUGUUUAAGCUGUGCUUGGGAGGAACUAGACUUUGCUUGGGUUUUCCCUGCAGGCAGCAGUGUGGGACAGCAUGUAUUGGUCACGUUGUUUGUACAGUCAUUUUGUUAAUGGGAUUUGAAGACUUAAAGAGGAUUUUCUUGAUCUGUAGAGGGAUGUGCUCUGCCUUGUUCAUAAAGAUUCAUUAAAGCCCAGAUAACCAAAGUGCCAUUACAGAACAGCAUAGGGUAGUUGUUUUUGAGGUCAGGGAUUUUGUAAACAGAGGCAGAUGUUCCAGGCCAAAAGCCUUACACCAUGGGACCCUUGCUGGAAAGCAGGACUUUAUUUGUAUUGGAAACAAUAAAAUGGAAUUAACUGGUUGACUGCA